CUUGCGACAGCUGGUGACGUUGCGGCUGAGGAGGAGUUCCUGGUAAUCCAAACAUCGACGAAGCAACAUCUAUAGUCGUUUAUCAAUAACAUAUUCCUCAUAACCGAGUUGAUCGAUCAACAUCAUGGCUGCUCAGAAGAUAAACGAAGCGCACGAGCACAUAGCUAAAGCGGAGAAAUGCUUAAAAACGAGUCUGACAAAGUGGAAGCCUGACUUUGACAGUGCUGCAUCAGAAUACGCCAAAGCAGCUGUGUGCUUCAAGAAUGCCAAGCAGUAUGAACAAGCAAAGGAUGCUUAUCUGAAGGAAGCUGAGUACCACACAGAAAACAAAACGCUUUUUCAUGCUGCAAAGGCUAUUGAACAGGCUGGUAUGAUGAUGAAGGAACAAAAGAAAAUGCCAGAGGCCAUCCAGUACAUAGAGAAAGCCUGCAUGAUGUACAUGGAGAACGGGACACCGGACACUGCUGCCAUGGCUCUGGACCGGGCUGGAAAACUGAUAGAGCCUAUAAACCUGGAGAAAGCUGUGGACUUGUAUCAGAAGGCAGCAGGUGUAUUUGAGAAUGAGGAUCGCCUACGUCAGGCAGUAGAACUGCUGGGAAAAGCCUCCAGACUUCUGGUCAGGUUAAAAAGGCUGGACGAAGCAGCAGUCGCCCUGCAGAAAGAGAAGAACAUGUACAAAGAGAUCGAGAACUUCCCGAUGUGUUUCAAGAAAACAACUGCUCAAGUACUGGUUCAUCUUCACAGAGGCGACUAUGUAGCAGCUGAUAAAUGUGUCAGAGAAAGUUACAGUCUGCCUGGCUAUAGUGGAAGCGAAGAUUGUGUUGCCAUGGAGACGUUACUUCAGGGCUAUGAUGAGCAGGAUGAGGACCAGGUCUAUCGUGUGUGUAACUCACCUCUGCUGAAGUACAUGGACAAUGACUAUGCCAAACUGGCCAUUUCCUUGAGGGUACCUGGAGGAGGAGGAAAGAAGAAGAAGGCUGCUGCUGCUCCACAGGGUGGUGCUAGUGGGGCACCAGCUCCAGAGGAAGAGGAGGAUGACUAUGAAGGCGGGCUGUGUUAGCCUUCAGCCUCCAGAGCACCGACUCUACCCAUCUGCUGCCACCAGUACACCCUCUCUGUAUGACUUAAACAACCUCUGAGCUCUGAAAUCCUGACGGGUGGCUUUCUGAUCUUAAAUGUGCAAAAAAAGUAUAAGAAAAAAUACAUUUUAAAACCCCAAACCGUUCAGUAGGUGUUGGCGUCAACCUGAGUUUGAACAGCCUUUUAUUUUGUGUAAUCUCUCGAGGUGGAUCCUCAGCCUGCUGUAUGUACAUGUUCUAUUAUUUCUCGUCUCUUGUGAAGCUGUAAAUUUUGCUGUUAUUGUUUGUGGGUAGAGUGUAAAAUUACUAUAGGUAUAUUCAAAUCAGACAAAGACUUGAUCAGUGUAUAGGUGUUUAUUUGUACAGAGUUAAUUUAUUCAGUAUUCAUGACUACAGCCUGAAAAUGUUACUGGAGCAAUAUGCAAUCAGAUUGUUAUAAUGCAUGUUUGCAAUAACGGAAUGAUUAAAUCAAAUCAAAUCUAUGAUAAAUCUGUCGAUAUUAAAGCUUAAGAAUGGGUCACACUGUCAUCUUCAGCAUCAGCUCUCUCUAUUUUUUGUGAGUAUUUUAAAAAUAAGACAUAAUGCAGCUUGUAGCCAGCUGUAGACUGUUUUCCUGUCUACCUCCAGCUCUGUGUUACCUUAUAAUAAAAUAGUCAUGGCUGUGUCUUUAUUUCUUAAUUUCCUCUAAAAUUAAAGAUAGUAUACUAAUAAAAAGGGGACCAUUCAUUGAAGAUUUCAGGGCUGUAAAUGUGAAAAGCCCACUAUAAGUACAAUAUCACCUAAAUGCCAAUAAUAUAAAACAAUAUCACUACUAAAGGGAUUGUUUACAUUUUUUAAUUUGUGCUGUUGCUGACUUAUUGUAUAUUCCUCAAAGUCAUAUCUUCAAACUUUGCACAUGCAUCAAUAAACAUUUCCGUUAUGUGGCA
Messenger RNA from Oreochromis aureus, 2005 nucleotides. RefSeq names its product N-ethylmaleimide-sensitive factor attachment protein, gamma b (gene napgb). Bases 125 to 1060 code for a protein of 311 amino acids. Gene Ontology annotation, biological process: intracellular protein transport. Lineage: Eukaryota; Metazoa; Chordata; Actinopteri; Cichliformes; Cichlidae. The transcript is spliced from 12 exons. The record is from RefSeq and is a predicted model, not a curated record. Gene Ontology annotation, molecular function: soluble NSF attachment protein activity; syntaxin binding. Gene Ontology annotation, cellular component: vacuolar membrane; SNARE complex.